CACACAAACAGAUUGUGUCGCAAUGUCUCUCAGCUACUUCUUUUUCUUAGGCACCUCUUGGUCUGAGAAGCCCCUCGUCUCGCUGUAGGGAUCUGAUGGACAGCGUGGGGACCCCGUGCUGCUCGGAGGGUGUCCCGGUUUCUGCUGGAAGCUCCAGCUCAGGGGGUCUGUCCCCAUCACCGUAUCCUUCGGCCGGACAAGCAGAGGAGGUUACGAAGGGCAAAGAAGUCAGGGAUGCAGAAUACCUGAGCUCACGAUGUGUCCUCUUUACCUACUACCAAGGGGACAUUAGCAGCGUGGUGGACGAACACUUCUCCAGAGCUCUCAGCACCUAUAUGGAGGCAGAGGGCAAAAAGAGGCACAGUGUUCCCAGCACAGAUACUUCAUCCUCAACCAGUCGGCGCAGUUUCCCUCCAUCUUUCUGGGACAGUAACUACCCCUCUCCACCCAGCCGACUCCACUGUGAUCCCACAGGUGCUCCCACUUAUGCUAUGGACCCCUACGCCCAGGUCCUGCACCCGGGUCUGCCUCACACACACGCUCACCCGCACCCAUCAGAUUCCUGGAGCUACUCUCAGAGCCAGCCCUAUCCCCCUCCACGGGCCUUACACGAACUGUACACCCCUCCUGGGCUGGAUGCCCACUUCGGACCCCUACUGAUGCCUGCCGUCCGGCCGCCUCAUCUGCCGACGCUGCCCGGGCAUUACGAUGUGGGAAAGCUGGAACCCACCCCAACAUGGCCAGGGUUGCUUCCACCUGGGGAAGUGGCACAGAGUCUGGCUCUCAACAUGGAACCAGGUCUCCAGCACCACAAGAAAGGGAAGGAGCUCUACUGGUUUUAAUGAGAAGCCCUUCAUCGACCAUCCAAUUAAAGCCUGCAGUUUGGCCCAUUGUAGCCGAACUGUUGUUUCUUUAGCCCCCACGCACAGCGGCUCUCUUCACCAGCUCUGCACACGCUCUGAACACGCUCCAGGACUAUUUGUGUGCACCAUGGAGAUAUGAACAUAGGGCGAGGAGAGAACGCCUAGGGGAGGCAAGGGUGCUAGACGACAUGGUCUUUCUGUUUUUUUGAUCUGUUAAACUAAUUUAUUGUGGUGUAAAAAUCCAGCUUGUCCUCUAAGGUUCUCUGUUUGGACGGUGAGACGUAAGAAACAUCGCAUGGUGCAGUAUAUAGAAUGACACAUUUUCAAAAAAUCUGGCUGUUUAUAUUGAUUGAAUAAGGAUGGCAGCAAUGUGUUUGUAUUGUUUUGUUGCAUUAUUUUUCUUCCCAUGUACAGUAUUUUUAUUUAUAUAUACAUUAGCAUUUAUGUGUUUCAAUUAAAAUACACUUUCGGCCAGUGCUGUUAAUUUUUUCUUUUUCUUGGAAAACGUGCCAUGGUGUGAAACAGCUACAAUAAAUCUGAGAGAAUUUAAAGAAUUAAUAAACCAUAAAUUAUCAUUAAAGAGUGAAAUAAAAUGAUGUGAUUUUCCAGGUUAAUGAACCACUUCAGAGAAAUGGCAAGGUUCCAUAAAUUUUAUUAUAAGGGGAAAGUCAUUUCUGGUGUAUUUUUUUAUGUGUGAGUCUACUUUAUUGAAUUAAAAAUGAAUGAAUGAAUGAAUGAAUGUUCUGUUAAGACUAAAAGUGUAAGAAAUUGUUUGUAUUUCCAUAUUAA
This is a messenger RNA of Sinocyclocheilus rhinocerous, 1652 nucleotides long. Its product is annotated as transcription cofactor vestigial-like protein 2. The coding region runs from base 96 to 842 and encodes 248 amino acids. The transcript is spliced from 3 exons. Gene Ontology annotation, biological process: regulation of DNA-templated transcription. The record is from RefSeq and is a predicted model, not a curated record. Lineage: Eukaryota; Metazoa; Chordata; Actinopteri; Cypriniformes; Cyprinidae. Gene Ontology annotation, cellular component: nucleus.